AUGCCCGCUGCGGCCCUCGCACAGAGCGGCCAGGUGCUGCCCGCCUUCCUGCUGUGCAGCACGCUGCUGGUCAUCAAGAUGUACGUGGUGGCCGUCAUCACCGGCCAGGUGCGGCUGCGGAAGAAGGCCUUCGCGAACCCCGAGGACGCGCUGCGGCACGGAGGCCCCCAGUACUGCCGGGAGGACCACGACGUGGAGCGCUGCCUGAGAGCCCACCGCAACGACAUGGAAACCAUCUACCCGUUCCUGUUCCUGGGCCUGGUCUACUCCUUCCUGCAGCCCAACCCCGCGGUGGCGCGGCUGCACUUCCUGCUGGUCUUCCUGGGCCGCGUGGUGCACACGGUGGCCUAUCUGGGCAAGCUGCGCGCGCCCAUCCGCUCGCUGGCCUACACGCUGGCCCAGCUGCCCUGCGCCUCCAUGGCCCUGCAGAUCGUCUGGGAGGCGGCCCGCCACCUGUGA
Messenger RNA from Pipistrellus nathusii (Nathusius's pipistrelle), 459 nucleotides. Lineage: Eukaryota; Metazoa; Chordata; Mammalia; Chiroptera; Vespertilionidae. The record is from the annotation of a GenBank genome assembly.